Messenger RNA from Trypanosoma rangeli, 498 nucleotides. Its product is annotated as cytochrome c oxidase VII. Bases 1 to 498 code for a protein of 165 amino acids. The transcript has a single exon. NCBI's taxonomy places the organism in Eukaryota, Euglenozoa, Kinetoplastea, Trypanosomatida, Trypanosomatidae. The record is from RefSeq and is a predicted model, not a curated record.
AUGCCGCGGCCCUUUGGAGUCUGGGCGCCUGCUACGACGCUUGCAGAGUACCGUGCGCGUGUGCCGAACUUGUCGGCGUUCUCGCUGAAGUGGCUCUUUUCGGCGAGGCGGGAAGUGUACUACCACCCCGAGGCCCUCGCUCACUUCAAGGACCACCAACAGUACAAGGACGCCGUGGACAUCGUCCGAGCGAUGCACGUCUCCGACAAGUUCUUUGGUGAAGGGCAGAAGCUCCCGCACCACUUCUUGUCCAAGCUGACGGCGGUGGUGGUAAUUCAUGCUCUGCUGGUCUACUCCGUGGUGCGCUACUAUUACAGCACCUACAUCCCCGCCAAUAACCCAACCUGGCGGAAGGUGGUGAACAAGGAGUGGGAGGAGGCUAUCAACACCUCACCGUGGGAUCACAUGUCGCAUGUCUGGCAGUACAGCGACCAGUACGCGGCGGUGAUUGGUGAAACCGUCUCGCCAGGGCCGCGGAAGUUCUACAUUCCGGCGUAG